CGAGGGCCAGCCAGCACUGAGCUGGGCUGGGAGUGGCCACCUGGCGCCUGUGUCCUGAGGCCUGGUCAGCGUCUCUGAGAGGAGUGCACAGAAAGCCACCGGAAUGCCAAGCUCUCAACCCUGAGGCGUCUGUGGGUCAUGAAGGACCCUGCAGAUGUGACUACCAUGGGGAGGGGGCGUGCAGGACCCUCAGGAAGCUACAGCCAUGGGAGCAAGGUCCAGAGUAUGCCCAUGAACUCACCCACUGGACAGGAGCGAGCAGGGCCAGGGGAGGCCAAGGCCACAGUCACAAGUGACACCAGUCCUCUGCCUGACAUUGCUGGACCAGCUGCUGGGACCCCUUCUAGCCAGAUGGCAGUGUACCCCACAGACCUGACCCUGCAGCUGCUGGCAAUACGGAGGAAGAAUGGGCUGCCAGACCCCGGCCUGCAGCAGGUUCUGCGUGGCCGGCUUCGCUUGCUGGAGAAUGACAGCAGGGAUGUGGCCCGUGUGCUUGGGGAAUUGUCUGCCAGGCUGUUAUCUAUCCACAGUGACCAGGAUCGGAUCAUGGUGACAUUUAAGACUUUUGAGGAAAUCUGGAAGUUUUCCACCUACCACACUCUUGGCUUCACCCAUCACUGCCUGGAGAACCUGCUGGUGGACCAGGCCUUCUGGCUGCUAUCGCCCAGUGAGGAGGAGGAGACAGCCAUCCGUGUGCACGUGGAUGAGGACACCUUGAAGCUGACGUAUGAGAGCCUCCUUGUCCAAGAAGGGCCCUUCUUUGUCCUGUGUCCUGACCACCAUGUGAGAAUGAUGACAAAUGCAGGGAAGGACCCCCAGCCCCCCAGGCGGGCUUCGGGAGGCCCCCUGGGAAAGGUGGCAUUGGGAGCAGGCUCCUCGUCUCCCAGUCCCAGCACAUCUUCCAAGGAGGUGACAGUGGCAGCUGCUCCAGAGCCCUUGACUCCAUUUCAUCAGUGGGCUCUGAGGGUCCCCUGGGACCCCACCGAUGACUCUGCAAUUGGACCUGUGGCACCAGACAUUCCACUGAUGGGGCUUGGCCUGGCCUCUGCAGUGGCAGACUGCCAGGGCUCAGGGCCUGAGGAGAUGUCCUUCCAUUCUGGUGACCUCAUUGAGAUCCUCGGUGCCCAGGUGCCUGGCCUGCCUUGGUGUGUGGGCCGGCACUUGGCCGCCGGCCAGGUGGGCUUUGUACGAACUGAUCUCAUAAGCGUGCAGGACACCGCAUCUGAGUUGGAAAGUGUGAUUUUCCUUAGUGAGGAAGAAAGGUCGUUCUUCAGCAGUGAGGGGCGAUUUUCUGAGGAGGAUGCCAGGAAGCUCCUGAGCAGGACUUCGGGCAUGGACGUGUGUACCGGGUACAGCUUGGAUCAGUUAGAAGAAGCUGAGUGCCAGCAGCUGGAGGAGCAAGAAACGUCUCUGCCUUGCCUGAGCCCAGAGCCCUGUGAGAUCCUGCGGAGGGUAAAGGAUGUUCUAGAACAGUGCAAGACCCUCCCAGCCUGCCCUAAAGAACCAGCGUCCUGGGGCUUCCAGGGGACAUCCAGCAGUGUCAGCUCGCUCGACCUCGAGGAGCCCCCCUUCUGCCUGGACGCCGAGGACGACUGGGAGGACCCAGAGGCCCCCGGCUCACUGCUGCAGGUCCUGAAUGCCCCAGGGUAUGAGCCCUGCUUCCGUGGCCUUUAUGACGUCUCACUGCCGUGGCUCAGCCGUGCCUUCUGCAGCUUCACAGAUGAGGAGCUGGUUGGGCGCCUGGCCCAGGCCCGCGGGCUGGCCAAGAAAGCCGGCCUGGGCAUGGCCCUGGCCAGACUCUGCUUCCUGCUGGGACGGCUAUGCGCCCGGAGGCUUAAGCUCUCCCAGGCCCGGGUAUACUUUGAGGAAGCUCUGGGGGCCCUGGGAGGCAGCUUUGGAGAUCUCUUCCUGGUGGUGGCUGUGUAUACCAACCUGGCCACCAUUUACCUGAAGCAGAAGAACCGGGAGAAGUGUGUGCAGGUGGUGCCCAAGGCAGCAGCUCUGCUUCUGGGAACACCCAGUCCAGUGGCAGGCAGCAUGGAUGCAGAGGCUGAGGUGCUAAAAUAUGCACUGAGGAGAGCUAUCAGCAGCCAGAGCCCACAGGCUGAGGCCCGGGCCUGCUUUCUGCUGGCCAAGCACCACAGCCACCUCAAGCAGGCUGAGGAGGCCCUGCCAUACUUGGAGAGACUGCUGCUUCUGCACCUAGGCUCACGGGCACCAAUGGCCUUGUGGCCUGCAGACUGCUGCCUGCUCCUGGCAGACUUCUACAGCCGGAAAUGCCUGCCCCAUCUGGGGCUGAGCUGUGCCAAGGUGGCCUCUCUGUGGACCCGGGGCUCGCUGGCUAGCUCCCUGAGGAGUGUGGACCUGGUCCUUCGGAACGCUCCUGGACUGCCUGGUCCCAGGAAGGCAGCCCCCAGCCUCCCUGCCCAGAUCGCCCACUACCUCAGGCAGGCGCUGGCCUCGCUGGCCUCAGGCACGGGGCAGGCGCUAUGUGGUCCCCUCUAUGCCAGCCUGGCCCGGCUGCAUAGCCACCACCAGCAACAGAGCCAGGCCAUUGUCUUCAUGAUGCAGGCAGCGGAAGCUGACACCACAGCCGGCGUCCACCUGGUUGUGGACCAUGUGGUGGCCCUGGCCUGGUUGCAUGUGCUCCACAGGCAGAGCCUGGUGGCGCUGGACAUCCUGGAGUUCGUCCUGGAGGCGGCUGUGGCCAGUGAGGACCAGGAGGGAGUGAUUGCCAACAUGGCAGCCAUUGCUCUGAGAAGGACGGGCAGGACGCGGCAGGCAGCGGAGGGCUAUUACCGUGCUCUACACGUGGCCCGGGGCCUGGGACAGAUGCGGAACCAGGCUGUGGUCCUGGCCAACUUCGGGGCCCUGUGCCUGCAGGCUGGUGCCAGCAGGCUGGCCCAGCACUACCUCCAACAGUCCAUCAGGUUCUUCUCCCAGCUGCCCAGUGGGACGUGUGGCCAGGACUUCAUCCAGGUGCUUCUGUGGAUGGGCCACCUGUCUACCCGCAGAGCCCUCAUCCAGCAGGGCAAGUGCUAUUACGAGUGGGCCUUUGUGGUUGCUGUGGAGAUGGACCACCUGGAGAGCCAGCUGCAAGCCGUCCAGCAACUCUGCCACUUCUACAGCAGGGUGGUGCCCAACGAGGCCCAGUGUGUCAUCUACCAUGAGUUCCAACUCGCGCUGGCCCGCAGGGUGGCUGACAAAGUGCUGGAGGGACAGCUUCUGGAGGCCAUCAGUCAGCUCUACCUGUCACUGGGCACUGAGCGGGCCUACAAAUCUGCCCUGGACUACACCAAGAGGAGUCUGGGGAUAUUCAUUGACCUGCAGAAGAAGGAGAAGGAGGCGUAUGCCUGGCUACAGGCAGGGAAGAUCUACUAUAUCUUGCGUCAGAAUGAGCUGGUGGACUUGUAUAUCCAGGUGGCACAGAAUGCAGCCCUGUACACAGGGGACCCCAACUUGGGGCUGGAACUGUUUGAGGCAGCUGGAGACAUCUUCUUCAAUGGGACCUGGGAGCGGGAGAAAGCUGUGUCCUUCUACCGGGACCGGGCACUGCCCUUGGCUGUGACCGUGGGGAACCAAGAAGUAGAGCUGCGGCUAUGUAACAAGCUGGUGGCGCUGCUGGCUGCACUGGAGGUCCCCCAGGAGGGCCUGGAGUUCGCUCAUGAGGCCCUGGCACUCAGCAUCACUCUGGGUGACCGACUGAACGAGCGAGUGGCCUACCACCGGCUGGCCGCCCUUCAUCAUCAGCUGGGCCACGGGGAACUGGCAGAGCACUUCUACCUCAAAGCUCUGUCGCUCUGCAGCUCCCCCCUGGAGUUUGACGAGGAGACUCUGUACUAUGUGAAGGUGUACCUGGUGCUCGGUGACAUCAUCUUCUAUGACCUGAAGGACCCAUUUGACGCUGCUGGGUACUACCAGCUAGCCCUGGCGGCAGCCGUGGACCUUGGCCACAAGAAGGCCCAGCUGAAGAUCUACACGCGCCUGGCCACCAUCUACCAUCACUUCCUCAUGGACCGGGAGAUGUCUCUCUUCUUCUACCAGAAGGCCAGGACCUUUGCCUCUGAACUCAAUAUCCGCAGGGGCAGGGGCAACCUUGUAUCCCAGCGCGUCUGCGGCCAGGCCCCCUGGCUGGCCCCCAGCCACCCACUCUGACACCCCGAUGGGUGCACUUUGUAGCAGGGGUCCCCAUUUCUCCAGGGGCUCUGGGCAGCUUCUUUUCUGGGAAGUGGCUGUUACAAAGGAAAGGUCAAAUGGUCAAAGAGCAAUAAAUGUUU
This is a messenger RNA of Castor canadensis (American beaver), 4277 nucleotides long. RefSeq names its product SH3 domain and tetratricopeptide repeats 1 (gene Sh3tc1). The record is from RefSeq and is a predicted model, not a curated record. Gene Ontology annotation, molecular function: protein binding. NCBI's taxonomy places the organism in Eukaryota, Metazoa, Chordata, Mammalia, Rodentia, Castoridae.